Messenger RNA from Aspergillus glaucus CBS 516.65, 1095 nucleotides. Its product is annotated as polysaccharide lyase family 1 protein. The record is from RefSeq and is a predicted model, not a curated record. The annotation marks the transcript as partial. Gene Ontology annotation, molecular function: pectate lyase activity. The transcript is spliced from 4 exons. NCBI's taxonomy places the organism in Eukaryota, Fungi, Ascomycota, Eurotiomycetes, Eurotiales, Aspergillaceae.
ACCACCGCCGCAGUCAGCGUCUCCGGCUCCGCCGAAGGCUUCGCCAAGAGCGUCACCGGUGGUGGUGAUGCAACCGCCGUCUACCCCUCCUCCACGGACGAGCUGGUCUCGUAUCUGGGUGACGACGAGGCGCGUGUGAUCGUGCUCUCCAAGACCUUCGACUUCACCGGUACCGAAGGCACGACUACCGGGACUGGCUGUGCGCCUUGGGGCACUGGCUCGGCUUGCCAGCAGGCGAUUAACUCGAAUGACUGGUGUACCAACUACCAGCCUGAUGCGCCUACUGUUGAUGUGAAGUAUGAUAAUGCGGGUACCCUGGGUAUUACUGUUGCUUCGGAUAAGACUAUUUUGGGUGAGGGCUCGAAGGGUAUUAUUAAGGGUAAGGGAUUGCGGAUUGUUAGCGGUGCUUCAAACAUUAUCAUUCAGAACAUCGCUGUCACCGACAUCAACCCCCAGUACGUCUGGGGAGGUGACGGUAUCACCCUGAACGACUGUGACCUUGUCUGGAUUGACCACGUUACCACUGAGCGCAUCGGCCGCCAGCACAUCGUCCUCGGCACCGAGGAAGACAACCGCAUCACCAUCUCCAAUUCCUUCAUCAACGGUGAAUCCGACUACUCCGCCACCUGCGACGGCUACCACUACUGGGGCAUCUACCUCGACGGCAACAACGACCUUGUCACCCUCAAGGGCAACUACAUCUACCACACUAGCGGCCGCUCCCCCAAGGUUCAGGGUAACACGGUUCUGCACGCUGUCAACAACUACUGGCACGAUAACUCUGGCCACGCCUUCGAGAUCGGUGAGGGUGGCUACGUCCUUGCUGAGGGUAACGUUUUCCAGGACGUUACUACCCCUGUCGAGGACCCUGUUGAUGGCCAGCUCUUCACUUCUACUGACGCUAGCUCUAACGCUCAGUGCUCGUCGUACCUUGGUCGGGACUGCGAGGUCAACGGCUUCGGUAACUCUGGUACCUUCAACCAGGACGACACUAGCCUGUUGUCCAAGUUCAAGGGCCAGAACAUUGCUUCUGCUGAUGCUUACUCUAAGGUUGCCUCGAGCGUCACCAGCAACGCUGGCCAGGGACACCUGUAA